AUGUCUGAAUAUGGUGAUGAUGCGGAGACAGAAAUGGGAGAGAAUCCUUUCACAGACAUCGAGGAGUACAUUGAGGAUACUAACGCCAUUGUACUGCCAGUUGUUAGAGCUGCAACAUUUAAAGUGGAACACGAUGAUGAUCCAACACAACACCUUAGGAAUUUCUUGGGUGUGUGUGCAAUGCACAAACAAAACAACGUCUCUGAUGAUGCCCUGAGGUUGAGAUGCUUCAAGUAUUCUCUAGCUGGGGGUGCGAAGAAAUGGCUCCAGAAUCUGACACCCAACUCUAUCCAUUCUUGGCCCGAACUUUUCCGGGCGUUUUUGUCCAAGUGGUUCCCUCAGAGCAAAAAGUCUGAGUUAUGGGAUAAGAUUUUCUUCUUCAAGCAGAUACAGGAAGAACAAUUGCAUGAGGCAUGGGAUCGCUUCAAAUUAUACUUGGUGAGGUCUCCAAACCAUGGUUUUCCGGAUUCCAUGUUGUUGGAAAAUUUUUAUAUGGGUUUGGAUCCCAUGAACCAAGCCAUCGCCAAGAAUGUAGCUGACGGAUCUUUCAUGGACAAAUCAUUUGCAAGAGUGACACAAAUCCUGGACAAAAUGGCAAAGCACAACCAAGCAUGGCAUUCAGAGGAUAGUACAGGAGGAAUCUCAUAUGUCUUUCCUUCCUUGAGCAACUUAAUCAAGGAAAAUCAAGAGAGAGAUCAAGUGAUUGCCGGGCUUGCAACAAAUGUAAAUGUGCUGACAAAGAUGUUUACCGAGAAUCAGACAAAGAAAGUGAACACAGUGGAAGAUAUCCAACCCAUCUUAGAUGAAAAUUUUGAGGAAGCAAAUUAUAUCAACAACCUUCAAGGAGGGUAUCAAAGGCAACCCUACCAUGGUCAAGGGCAACAAAGCCAGUGGAGGCCAAACCCGCAAGGGCAAGGCAACCAACAAUGGAGAAAUGAUCAAGGUAACUCGCAUCAAGAAAAUUGGAACAACAACAACAACUUUGCAAACCGGAGCUCCAACCUGUAUGUUCCCCCAAAAGGUCAUUAUGCAAAUCAAGGGUCGUCAAAGUGA
Messenger RNA from Nicotiana tabacum (common tobacco), 1053 nucleotides. Lineage: Eukaryota; Viridiplantae; Streptophyta; Magnoliopsida; Solanales; Solanaceae. The record is from RefSeq and is a predicted model, not a curated record.